AUAAAAAUCAUUUUUUUGAUGGUAUUAAUUAUUACAUUAAAAUUAAAAAUAAAAAAUGAAAGCAACAAUUAUUAAUUUUUGUUUAACAACUAUUAUUUUGUUGUCCAACCAAUUGAUCAGUGUUAAAAGUGGUGCCGAAGAUGUUGACGAUAAUCCCGAUUCCAUAAUAAUAACUUACCCGGGUACUCAUCAUCGGGAAAAAUUUGAAGGCCGACCCGAAACCGAAAUAAUUUUGACUACUACUGAUGAUGAUCACGAAACCCUAACUGAUCCGGAUAAUUGGUUUCGGGAUCACCUUAAAUUAGAUGGUCGACCCGAACCUCCACACAAGGGACCACAUCGGGAAAAAUUUGAAGGUCGACCCGUUAAUGAUAUGUAAUUUGUUGAGAGAGAGAGAGAGAGACAGAGACAGAGAGAUUAUGGGUUUAAACAGUAAAAAAAGUUUUUUUUAAUACCAAUUAGACUGAACUAACUAAUGAAACUAAUUUAAUAUUAAAAUUAUAAAAUAAAUCUCUUAUUAAUAAAACCAGAUAUAAAAACCACA
This is a messenger RNA of Oppia nitens, 544 nucleotides long. RefSeq lists its product as uncharacterized. The record is from RefSeq and is a predicted model, not a curated record. Bases 56 to 379 code for a protein of 107 amino acids. The transcript has 2 exons. NCBI's taxonomy places the organism in Eukaryota, Metazoa, Arthropoda, Arachnida, Sarcoptiformes, Oppiidae.